Messenger RNA from Oppiella nova, 1748 nucleotides. The record is from the annotation of a GenBank genome assembly. NCBI's taxonomy places the organism in Eukaryota, Metazoa, Arthropoda, Arachnida, Sarcoptiformes, Oppiidae.
CACAGAUUGAUGUAAUCGUUACAUCGAUAGCUGUUUAUCGGAAAUCACAAAUUUACUAAUAAACACAAAAAUAAAAUAAACUGCAAUACAAGUGAAGCCCUAUUUGAACACUACAGUGAAUGGGAGGCAGAGAAACGAGUUUUCAAAGCGUUCACUGAAUAUACGAAUGACUGAAACAAACGGUAAAAUCAAAAGUGAAAAACUAUUUUACAGUCCAUUCGUAUCGUACGAGUCGUGCAGUUGUGGUGAAAAGCCUUCGCCGAAAAACACGUGUUUGUGAUCAACCACUGGACGACACAUACCUCUCGCGCCGAGACAUACCUGUGCCCUAAUCGCCGCCACCACAGGACAUACCAGUGCUUCAGACAAGUAUACAUCGAUUGACAAACGGGUGACAGUUAUCAGAGAUAAUGGCGCCAAGUCUUGAAAUGCGGGAUCAGAUGCCGUUUGGCGUGUGGGGUGGCGUCACCUCUACCCUCGACUGGUGCGAAGACAACUACACGACCACCAGAUUUGUGGCCGAAUUCUGGAACACUUUGUCCAAUAUAGUGAUGAUAUUACCGCCGAUUGUGGCCAUCUAUCACUCGGCCAUCAAUGGCUUUGAGCGACGGAUUAUGCUCUGCUUCGGGUUUCUAUGCGCGGUGGGGUUCGGGUCGUGGAUGUUCCACAUGACCCUCAAGUACGAGAUGCAACUGUUCGAUGAGCUACCGAUGCUGUGGGGCAGCCUAAUGCUGGUCUACUGCAUACUAACAUUGCUGUACCCGAGUAUCGACGCGUCGCCCACGGCUACGAUGGCCACCAAAUUGGGACUCGUAUCAUAUGGCAUAGUGUCGACCCUACUAUACCUGUGCUUCAAGACGCCCCUCCUGUUCCAGUGCUCGUACGGCUUUCUGGUCACACUUAUGCUCUACUUUGACAUCUGUGUCGCCAAAUACAAGCCCUGCGACCGCAGGAUCUUCUAUUGGGCCGCCUUUUUCUACUACUCCGGUUUCGCUCUUUGGAAUAUCGAUAACCUAUUCUGUGAUAAACUGUCUCUUUUGAGACAAGUGUUGCCAUCGUUUUUGGUCCCAUUCACGCAACUGCACGCUCUGUGGCACUGUCUGGCCGGGUAUGGCUCGUACCUGCAUAUCGUGUUCAGCGCCCAUUCCCGAGCUCUGACCCGCGGCCAACAGGUGGACCUAAUCUGGUGCUGGCACGGCAUCGUCCUCUCAAACAAACAGCACUUCAAAAAAUGCUAUCACUAUCACAGAGCUUACCACAGAUCCGCCACUUCUCGUAAGUAUCACCCAAACCGAUCCCAAACACCACUGCCACCCAUAACUAACUGCACACCACUUCUGGUGAACAACCAUUUGAAUAGCCGAUCGCCGGUCGCGCAGUGGAUCUGUAACCAGACGCGGCUCCGGGUGGUCGACAACAGUCAGUUGGGACGGGAGGCCAUGCAGGAGAACAAGCGAGUGAAGUGUAUCCACGUGUACACCAAGAAGAAGAAUGGCAAGUAUAGGGUCGGCGUCUUAGGCGACAAAGUGUUGGUCACUAUCAAAGGGCAGAUGAAGAGGGGCUAUUUGGUGGGCCUUCGGGCAUAUCAGCGCCAAAUGGUACCCAAGUUUGACUCGAAUAACGUGGUGCUGGUCGAGGAUAAUGGGAAUCCGUUGGGCACGAGGGUCGCCGUACCCGUGCCUCACUAUCUCAGGUCCAAGGGUCCAGAGUUGGCCAAAAUCAUAGCAAUUAGUUCGCGGUUUGUGUGA